Molecule: messenger RNA, 6731 nt
Organism: Aegilops tauschii subsp. strangulata
Lineage: Eukaryota; Viridiplantae; Streptophyta; Magnoliopsida; Poales; Poaceae
Source: RefSeq, a predicted model, not a curated record
GCCCUACUAAUCUCUGAUAUUGGCCUUUAUCUAUGGGAUCCCCAGAGUCAGCUUUAAUAUGAUGAUUUGGUUCAAUUGGUGUACUAGCUGGUCUACAGUCAAGCAUCCCGGUUUCAGCAAGCAAAUCAAGAACAUAUUUCCUCUGUGAGAGAUAAAUACCUUGAGCACCGUAGACAACCUCGAUUCCCAGGAAGUAGUGGAGAAACCCCAGAUCUUUCACUUCAAAUGAUCUAGAUAACAUUUUCUUCAAUUUAGAUAUUCCUUCAUCAUCAUUACCUGUUAUUACGAUGUCAUCAACGUAGACAAUAAGGAUAACAAUCUUGCCAUUGUAACACCUAAAAAAGAGUGUAUGAUCAGCAUUACUUUGUUGGUACCCCAGUAAACACAAUUCCUUUCUAAAUCUCCCAAACCAUGCCCUUGGUGAUUGCUUAAGUCCAUAAAUGGAUUUCUUUAGCCUACAAACUUUUCCUUCAGUUUCCUGACUACUAAAACCUGGAGGAAUCUCCAUAUAGACUUCUUCAAGCAAGUGCCCAUGGAGAAAUGCAUUCUUAACGUCCAUUUGAAACAGUUUCCACUUAUGAUUGGCUGCAAUGGAAAUAAGAGUUCUAACAGUAUUCAUUUUUGCCACCGGUGCGAAAGUUUCAUCAUAAUCUAUCUCAUAGGUUUGACUGUAACCUUUCGCCACUAAUCUGGCUUUAUAUCUCUCUACUUUACCUUCUGAAUUCUGCUUAACAGUGAACACCCAUCUACAGCCAACAGCUCUCUUAUUUGCAGGAAGAGUUGUAAGUAUCCAAGUAUUGUUUUUAUCAAGGGCAGCCAUUUCCUCAAGCAUUGCUUGUCUCCACCUUGGAUCUCGUUUAGCUUCCUGCCAAUUACAUGGUAUACGUGCAGCAGAUUCCAAGGAUACUAAAAAAGACUUGUACUGGGGGCCAACAGAUAUAUAUGACACAUAAUUAGAGAUAUCAUAGGAGGAUAAUUUCGAAGGCAACAUUCUGGCAGUAGUGCGAGGCUGCUUUCUGAAUGCUAUAGGAAUACCUAAGUCAUCGUGUGGAGAGGAGAGUGUACCAUCACUUUCAGAAGGUCUUGAAUUUAAAUCAUGUGCGUCUGACUGACCUUGAACUUCAAGAUUCUGUCCCAAUGGAUUGUUCUCCUCCCCCUGCACUUGAUCCCUCUCGGUUUGGUGUCUUCUUCUAUACACCCGAACUUCUUGUUCUUCAUUUGGCUUUGGCCACCGAUCCCUCUCGGUUUGGUGUCUUCUUCUAUACACCCGAACUUCUUGUUCUUCAUUUGGCUUUGGCCACCGUGUUGCUUCAUCUAAUGUAUCUUGUUCUGCUUCUAUAGAACCCACAUCCCUAUCUUCAUGACUUUCUUCAUGUGGUAUUACUCCAACCACCAUUUCAUUCGAUGUAGUAGGAUAACUUUCCAUUCCUUCCUCUCCCCCUGUCUUGCUGUCCACAUUUGGAACAUCAUUAAUAUAUAAAUCUGGGAAAACAUCAGUCAAAUAUACAGGUUCUCCAUAGAAUGAGUCAUGUUCCCUGAACACUACAUCCAUGCUUACAAACAUUCGUUUUUCCGACGGACACCAAGAUUUAUAACCUUUCUGUUUUCCAGAGUAUCCCACGAAUAUACAUUUCACUGCUCUAGGAUCUAGCUUCCCAACCGAUGGUCUAUGAUCCCUCACAAAACAUACACAUCCAAAUACCUUUGGUGGCACAACAUAUGUAGUUUCACCAGUGAGACACUCAUCGGUGUCUUGUUAUUGAGCACCCGGGAUGGCAUUCUAUUCAUCAAAUAAGCCGCUGUCAUCACAGCUUCAGCCCACAAAUAUUUAGGAACAUUCAUAGCUAACAUCCUUUGAAGAGUUUUCACUCGAACUCAUCUUCUUAAACCACUGCCACUUCACCAUAUCUUCUGCAGUCAUCCUCACACUCACAAGCUGUGUGGUUCCACUAUCACCAGCUAGUCGUGUAACUCCACAAAGAUUACAGAUUCUGCGAAAAGCAAAAUUUACAUUUCUACAGUUUGCAUUUGGACAAAGCCAAUCCCCAUCUCGUCGCCAAGACUUCUUAGUACCAACAACACGUCUUCUGCUAUACCAAUUCGGCCAUUGCCCAGGUUGAUUGUAUCCAAAGCAACUCUUAUUUCUUAAGUUCAUUCCAAACCUCGGAUUCUCCCCCUGUUUGCAAUUUGCACCAAACAACAUAUUGUUCCUCUUCACUUUAGGUCUCCACAGCAGCUUCGACUCACUGCCCAACUGCCUCACCAAGUACCUCUUCUACAGCACUUUGUUCUCUUGCCUCAGCACAGCCUCUUCUUCCACUUCCUUCUCUCCAAUCAGCAGAGCAGCAGCAGCCCUGAACCGCAAUAGCAAACUCAGCUUCAGGCAGCUACAGUCUUCUCUUCUCCCCUUCUCCUCUGCCACAGCACCACAGAGCCCCAGCAGCUUGCAAACAACAGCAGCAGUAGCAGUCCUUCUCUCUCCCUCAACCAGCAGCAGCAGCAGCACUCAAGUGCAAGCACUAGCAGCAACCAACACAGCCCCCAGUAGUAGCAGCAGCCAGCAGCAACCCAGCAUUAGCAAUGCACACCACCACCACCAGCAGCAGUUCCACACGCACACUCCUCACUGCACCUCUGCGCAGCCGCGCCCAGCUGCUCCCGCAGCACCUCCUCAGCAGCGCCUAUUUGCACCGCCAAGCCCCGACGUCGCCGGCCGCCGCCACCAGCCACGAGACCCCCGCGCUUGCUCCUCCCGCGCGUCACACGCCUGCGUCAGGCGCGCACGCACAGCUCGUGCGCAGCCGCCCACGCAGCUCCCCGCUAGACGCCGCCCAGGAGAAAGAGGAAAGAGACUCCGCCGCCCCGAUUCAGCUCUCCACCGCCGCUAAUUAGGCCCGGAAGCCAACCUGCUCUGAUGCCAUGUUGGAAUCGCUGGACAAUCGCCCUAGCUACAGUAACUCGCAAGAAGCAUGGACUGAAGAUUUCUCUGGAAGUUCCUUCUUUCCUCUCUCUGUACAGAUAUUUUACAGCAGCACACUCUUACAAGUAACACCCUCUUGUCACUCCAAUAUCUAAACUACACCCUUCAUCAAAGGCCUAACAACAGUGAUCAAUAUUUUUGUUUACAUUUUGUUACCAUGAUUCUCCCUUUUCUGUGUGUUUUGCUUCAUAGACUCUCCAUAUGCAUUUUUCUGGAGUAAAUUGAGCAGCCUUUUGGAAGCAUUUCUCUUCUUUUGAAAAGACUAAGUCGGAUAACCAAGGAUCCUUAUAAGAUGAUACGAUGGAGGACCAUGCUUGCUUAUUGUCUUUGUUUCAUUGCACAAUAAAUUUCAUGAUUUGGUUUUGAAUUCGCUCAAACUUGUAACCUUCACUUAAGCUUCCCAUACCAUUUGAUCAGAUGCCCCCUCUUGAUUAGACUUAAGUUCUUAUGAACACACCCAUAUAGUGGAUUAAGCACUACCACAUCUUUUAAGAUUCAGUAAUUUGUAUUUAUUCUGUGCCAAUUAGAUGAUCAUGUGCCAUACAAAAUUUUCUCCAACAUUAAAUUUUACUUUUGAAAUCACCACAGAUCAUAGGAAGGCAAUUCCAUGCAGAAGAAUGUCAAAGCGCCUACAGGAGAAACAGAAGGCUGAUCAUGUUUCAGAUGAGAAUUGCACUGAAGCUUCUCUGUGCAUCUUGUCAACGUCUAAAUCUUCAGGAUCAGAUGAUGAGCUAUUGCGCAGCACUGUAAAACUUUGCAAAAGCGCUUCUAGUGGACCUACUUGCUCAAUAUGUAAGAGUGGAGCCGGCAGCUGUCUUCUGAUCCAGUGCCAGAACACAAGCUGUUCUCGUAGCUUCCACACCUUCUGUCUUAGUCCUCUGAUGCAAGAUAGUAGAGGCACUUUGGAAUGUCCUCUCUGCAAAAUCGACCAAGCAUCCUUGGCUAAGGGGACGGAAGUAUAUGCCUUAAAAAAGGUCCAAACACUUGUUGGUUGCAGACGGGUAAUUCUUCAGGAGUCAGAUUUCCAGUAUCAAAUGCUCGUGAAAUGGCAUUCACUUUCUCAUCAUCACGACUGCUGGGUUCCACUUGAUUGGCUUCGUGUUUUUGAGCCUCAACGAGCACGAGCCUACAUAAGCAAGAAUACCUUACCUAAAGAGGCAUACUUGGAGGAUCAAAGGAAACCUGAAUGGUUUGAAGUAGAUCGUGCCAUUGCAUGCCGCCGGAAGUUUGGUUAUGAUGGUUUAUGUGACGUCCUGGCUAGUUUUGAUAAUAAUGCAGAUUUUGAGGGAUACGAGUUCCUCGUGAAAUGGAAAGGACUUGACUAUUGUGAUGCUACAUGGGAGCCGUAUUUCACGGAAGGCGUGCCAUCAGCUGUUUCUAUGCUUGUCCAAAGGCAUAAAAAUACUGUACGAAGCCCGAUGAACAUUGAUGUGAUGGUCCCAGAAAAUGCACUAUACAAUUACCAGGUUCAAGGGUUACAAUGGAUUCUUGACAAUUUCAAAUCUAGGAGGAGCGUUAUUCUUGCUGAUGAAAUGGGUCUUGGCAAAACUGUCCAAGUUGUUUGCUUUCUCAACCGCAUAAUCAAGGGAAGUCUGACCACAUCUCCUGCAUUGGUCAUUGUUCCCAAGAGCAUCCUACUGCAAUGGGAAAAGGAAUUUGAUCGCUGGGCACAUGAUCUUAGUAUUGUUGUUUACCAAGGAGAUAAGGACUCCAGAAAGUGUAUUCAAGCUCAUGAACUGUACUCUUCCAAAGGGAAGACUCUGUUUGAUGCUCUAGUGACAAGUUAUGAGAUUGUCCAAAUUGAUAAAGCAGUUCUAAAAAAGAUUAAGUGGUCAACGAUUGUCAUUGAUGAGGCUCACAGAUUGAAGACGCUUGAUUGUAAUCUUGCAUCCUGCCUAAAGAAAUUUAGCUCAGAUUUCUGGUUGCUACUUACAGGAACACCAUUCCAAAAUAACGUCCUGGAGUUGUUUUCAUUGCUUCAUUAUAUUGAUCCAAAUGAGUUCUCUGACCCAAAGGAUGAUCCAUUGUUCUCACCAAUUGAAUCUGAGCGGGGUCUGACAAUAGAUGAAAAAAUUGCCCGCAUUCCUGAGAUUUUAAAGCCUAGGAUGUUGAGGAGAUUGAAAGCUAAUGUGCUAAAAGAUUCUAUGCCAACAAAAAAGUGGGUAGAAGUUCCGUGUGCGCUCACAGAUUCUCAGAGAGAUCUUUACAUUAAUAUUCUAGAGAAGAACUACUCAGAGUUGAACAGUGCUAUUCAGGAUGGUACGAAGCGUUCUCUGAACAACGUACUAAUGGAACUGCGAAAAUGCUGCAAUCAUCCGUAUUUGUUUACAGGAUUGGAUGUUAAACAACAUGCAGGAGAAGAUGUUCUCCAAUCACUAGUUUCUGCAUCAGGGAAACUUCAACUCUUACAGAAGUUGCUCCCAAAAUUGAAAGAGAGAGGGAACCGUGUAUUGAUUUUCUCCCAGAUGAAGAAGAUGCUUGAUAUUCUCGAGGACUUCCUUUCUUUCCUGGGAUACACAUAUGCACGCAUUGAUGGACAGACAACACUCUUUGAGAGGCAGGAGAGCAUAAAAGAAUACAACAACGCUGAAAGUGGAACAUUUAUUUUCUUGAUGUCAACUCGUGCUGGUGGUAUAGGUAUUGACCUGCCUGGUGCUGAUAGAGUAAUUAUAUAUGAUCCAGACUUCAAUCCAUUUAUGGACUUGCAAGCACAGUCCAGGGCUCACCGGAUUGGCCAGACCCGACCGGUGGUUGUUUACCAGCUUAUCACAAAAUGUUCUGUUGAAGCGAAGAUAUUGCAGAAGUCUAAGCAGAAGCUGGCCAUUGAAAAUAUUUUAAUGAACUCUUCCAAGAAGCCGCCAAGUGCAGAUGAGCUGAAGUCCAUUCUACUACAUGGAGCCAAGAUAAUUCAGGACAAAAAGGAGAUUAAAGCUGUAUCAAUCCAUUAUGAUGACGAUGCCAUUGAGAAUCUCCUCAAGCUAGACCCUUCUAGUGAUGAGAUGUGCACUAAAGAUGGCAACGGUUAUCUCGGUGGCAUCGAGAGCUUUCCUCAUGGUGCCGAGGACGUAGUACCUCCCUCCCCCAAGGUUGAGGAUUUAAAAGUAUUCAAGCCUGCCACUCCCAAGGUGGAUCUUGGCCGCGGGAGAAGGCACAGGAACGUCGUGAAGUAUUUCGAGGAGACGGACAAUGAAGACAGCGAUGACAUCUACGCUCCAGAGGCUUCCUCCGAGUCCAGUAGCUCUUCCUCUGAUGAUGAAACAGAUGAAGAAAUUCCUGAAGUAGCACGAGCUAGAACUGAAAUAGACAUGAAAGCUGAAACAGUGAGCGUUGUGAAGCCAGAAGUAGCUCCCAUUCCUGGCAACCCCUUUGACUUCCUCAGAGUCAGAGUCCGGCAGCUCUUCCUCGGAUGAUGAAAUGGAAGAGGUUAAGCCUAUUGUAGCAGGCGUGAAGCCUCAAGCGUCCGGCAGCUCUUCCUCAGAGUCAGACUCCGGCAGCGCUCUUCCUAGGAUGAUGAAACCGAAGAGGUUAAGUCUGUUGUAGCACCUGACAGUUGAUGCAGAAACUCAGGCUAGUCGUCCAUUCCAGAGCCUUAAGGGACCCUUUUGUAUAGGAUUAUCUAUAUAACUGCUUAAGUAGAAUUAUGUGGCUGAUUUACAUGCCGACUUCUUUUGGGGCAUCUGUCCAUGUAUGGUGAAAACUGACGAGUGAUGGCACCUUUAUUACCUUAUUUAUGGUUGCUGAUUGUUAGGAA